This is a messenger RNA of Punica granatum (pomegranate), 2212 nucleotides long. NCBI's taxonomy places the organism in Eukaryota, Viridiplantae, Streptophyta, Magnoliopsida, Myrtales, Lythraceae. The record is from RefSeq and is a predicted model, not a curated record.
AAUAAAAAUUAAUAAAGGAAAGAAAAUCACAUAUCGAAUCGAUCCGAAUCGCUUCUCAUUUUUACAGCGAGAAGAAGACUCUGAGAAGGAAGCCGCCAUUGUUGUUUGCCAGUGAAGCAUCAUUCCCCCCUCUUCUUCUCCCCCGUCGGAUUCUCUAGCCGGAUCCCGUUCCUCUGUUUGUCGGCGCUGUGCUUCCCCUGCCGGCUGUCUCCGGCAGGCCUGUCCCCCUAACUGCCCGGCUUUGUCGAAUUGGACCUCGAUCAUCCGCCCAGAUUGCAUUCCCUCCCGGAUGUGUUGAGCUUUGAGCGAUUGGUUUUGUACUGGAGUCGGUUGCAGUCAUAUAGAUACGGCGGCAGGUCAAUCGCAGGUCAGAUCAGGGUUCGCGGCCGUACGAGUUCCUUCGGAGCUGGCAUAUGGACCAUUUCGACGAUUGCUUAUUGAAUUCGAAGUGCGAGCUGUAGCAUUAGGGUUUAUCUUCCAGCGAGGGAUUAUUGGUUGAUGUGAAGUUUGCAAUGGCGGAUUUAGAGUCAAUUCUGUUCAUCGUCAUUGCAUUCCUUUGCACCGUUGGGUCCAUUGCCUUGGCGAUAUUCCAUAUAUACAGGCAUCUCUUGAAUUACACCGAGCCCAUUUAUCAGAGAUACAUUGUCCGCAUCAUAUUCAUGGUUCCGGUUUAUGCGCUGAUGUCUUUCUUGUCGCUCAUCUUGCCAGAUAGUUCGAUAUACUUUAAUUCCAUUCGAGAAGUUUACGAAGCAUGGGUCAUUUAUAAUUUCCUGUCAUUGUGCCUUGCGUGGGUUGGUGGCCCGGGAGCUGUGGUGUUAAGUUUAACUGGCCGAGUACUAAAGCCAUCAUGCUACUUAAUGACCUGUUGCCUUCCUCCAUUGUCACUAGAUGGGCGCUUUAUUCGGAGGUGCAAGCAAGGAUGUCUACAGUUUGUGAUACUGAAGCCCUUUCUAGCAGCUGUAACUCUUAUACUCUAUGCAAAUGGGAAUUAUCAUGAUGGAAACUUCAAUCCGAGGCAAUCUUAUCUGUACCUCACUAUAAUCUACACCAUAUCCUACUCGUUGGCUCUUUAUGCUUUGGCAUUGUUUUAUGUGGCCUGCAAAGAUCUGCUUCAGCCGUUCAAUCCAGUUCCAAAGUUCAUAAUCAUCAAAUCUGUUGUCUUCUUGACUUAUUGGCAGGGUGUCUUGGUUUUCCUUGCUGCAAAAUCCGGGUUCAUAAAAGAUGCCGACCAGGCUGCUCGGUUUCAGGAUUUCAUCAUCUGUGUUGAGAUGCUGAUUGCUGCUAUUGGCCAUCUAUACGCUUUCCCAUACAAAGAGUAUGCAGGAGCUAAUGUUGGUGGUUCUCAUGGUUUGAUUGGAAGCCUUACGCAUGCUGUGAAGUUAAAUGACUUGUACCAUGACACUGUCCAUCAGUUUGCACCGACUUAUCAUGAGUAUGUGCUUUAUAACCACACAGAGGGUGAAGAGGGAGCUAAGAAGUAUCGCUCAAGAACCUUUGUGCCGACAGGCCAAGAAAUGGAGGCUGUCAGAAAGAACAAAGCCAUGUUUGGAAACAAGCUGGAGGAGGUGGAGCUCUCAGGCUCCUCUGCUACAAGCUCUCCGAACAAUGAUAGCAGAGUGCCUGAUUCUACGAGUUCUGAGGCCCCCCAAUCUUCUCUUCUUGUUGAUAUAUCAGAUCCCUUCUCUGUGUCAUAUGACAUGUCACUAGUCGACCUGAACAGCUAUCCUGCAGAAGUUCCAGCCGUCAGUGAGGAAGGAAAGAGAUGACAAGGAAAAUGAUAUUUUCCUGUGUAACUUCUGCAGCACGAUUUUUUGCGAGAUCAGUACGAGGUUCAGGUAUCAUCCUUCAGUCAGGGAAGCACUAUUGCUUACAAUUGUGUGUUGUCAGGUACUUCCCACUGAUGUCGUCUUUGGUAGUCUAGUUGUCCUCUGUACAUUGUAGAUACCAAACUGCCAUACGUGUGAAUUUACAGUGUCAGAAUUGGCUUGUGCUCUCUAGUUUAAAAUUCUUUUCCGUGUGGUCUAGUUCUGAUUUGCAGGAUGAUCAAAUCCAUCAUCAUAUGAUGAUAGGGUUCAAUCGACCGGCUAGCUUAAUUAGAGUUGCUUGAGCAUUAUCAUCGGCUGUGGUUUGUUUUCUCACCGUUUCACCUCCAUCUUAAUCCAAAUUUCUGGUCCCGGCGUUUCUCAAGGGAGGACCCAGUUUCUUAUUCCAA